This is a messenger RNA of Lecanosticta acicola, 906 nucleotides long. The record is from the annotation of a GenBank genome assembly. Lineage: Eukaryota; Fungi; Ascomycota; Dothideomycetes; Mycosphaerellales; Mycosphaerellaceae.
AUGUCUUCCCACGGGCACUCACACGAUGGCGCAUCCCACUCUCACGCUGCAGCUGACCAUGGACACUCACAUAAGAUUCUGGACGGUCCUGGCUCCUUCCUGGCUCGAGAGAUGCCCAUCAUCGAAGGCAGAGACUGGAGAGAGCGAGCAUUCACCAUAGGAAUUGGUGGGUAUGUCCUUUUCCUGCUGCUCUAUUGCUUCCUCAUUUUGGCCUUGCACAUAUGAAUGAUGCUGACCCCUUGCGGCUCAGUCCUGUGGGAUCCGGCAAGACGGCGUUGAUGCUUGCCCUUUGCAACGCUCUUCGCGACAAGUACAACAUUGCCGCCGUAACGAACGACAUCUUCACCCGCGAAGACUGCGAGUUCCUUACGAAACACAAAGCGCUGCCGGCCGAACGGAUCCGAGCAAUAGAAACAGGAGGGUGCCCUCAUGCUGCGGUAAGAGAGGAUAUCUCGGCGAAUCUCGCGGCCUUGACCGACCUGCACCGAGAGUUCAAUACGGAUAUGCUGCUCAUAGAGAGUGGCGGUGAUAAUCUCGCCGCGAACUACUCCCGGGAGCUGGCAGACUACAUUAUCUACGUGAUCGAUGUUAGCGGAGGCGAUAAGAUUCCGAGGAAGGGCGGACCAGGGAUCACGCAAAGCGAUCUUUUGAUUGUCAACAAGACGGAUCUUGCGGAGCUCAUUGGGGCCGACCUGAAUGUCAUGGAUCGGGAUGCCAGGAAGAUCAGGUGAGUGGUUCAGCAGAAUGCCUCACUGUUGGACAGUGCUGACGGUUUCGAUCAGGGAGGGCGGACCGACGAUCUUUGCGCAGGUGAAGAACGGCAAAGGCAUGGACCACAUUGUAGAUCUGAUUGUGAGUGCCUGGAGAAGCAGUGGCGCCAGCGCUGUGUCCAGUGGGUCGAAGUGA